Messenger RNA from Triplophysa dalaica, 4491 nucleotides. It is a transcript of the gene stradb, whose product is annotated as STE20 related adaptor beta. Gene Ontology annotation, biological process: protein phosphorylation. Lineage: Eukaryota; Metazoa; Chordata; Actinopteri; Cypriniformes; Nemacheilidae. The transcript is spliced from 10 exons. The record is from RefSeq and is a predicted model, not a curated record. Gene Ontology annotation, molecular function: protein kinase activity; ATP binding; protein serine/threonine kinase activator activity. The coding region runs from base 743 to 2104 and encodes 453 amino acids.
UCUGUUUUCUACAGCGUUUUGGUCUUGUGCAAACCCCAGGAGCCUAGUAUCCUACUAGUAUUUUAGAAAUCUUGAAUUUAAGGAUCUAGAUUGCAUUUCAUGUUUAGCAUAAUAUUAAUAUGUUUUUGAGGGUUUGUCAUUUCAUGGGUUGAAGAUGUUCUCUUAACAAUACUCCUGCCGUGAUGGUUCUUUAGUCUCUAGAUAUCUGCACAUUUAAUAAUAAAUGCCCUCAUUAAUUUUUUCCAGUCACUCACUCACCACACAAUCCCCCUCCUCACCUCCCCUAUCCUACUGAAUGUGUUAAUAUCUCACAUUCUUGAUUGAGGGAAUGUUCUGCGUUUAGUAUAUUGGUUAUGUUUAGUAUCUGUAACAUACUGAAUAUACUUUCAAUUUAAUAUUUUUUCAAUAUUUUAUAAGCUUUCAAAACUGUAUUUUAGCGUCGUUCCAGGACACUGAACUGUAGACUGCUAUAAGUGCAUUCAUGUUAUUAUAAUAAAUAAUAUUACAUCAAGGCCACAAUUUCAUGAUGGAUAAAAUCAAGACCCAUCCUAUAUUUUUCCAAAUAUCCAGUUUUGGAAUAAAAAAAUAUUGCAAUAUAUGAAUAUUAAAAUGGACUGCAAAGGCCAGUUCAUGUCAAAUUACGCCCUGAAUGUUACUUUAAAUAAGACCUUAUUUAAAGAUCUUAACAUGCCGUGGUACCUGAGAAUUUUCAUCAUCUCCUCCAGCCCACCCCUCUACUGUCAUGCAUAAUCAUAUUAUGCAUAUUCGUCACGCCUCAUCUGCAUAUUCACAUGUGGGUGGGGUGUGUCUCAUAUCUCCUCCCCUUUUCUCCUCCCCUCAGGACUGCACCUGUAUCUCUACUCACUCACAAGUCCAGUCCAUCAGCAUAGAGGAGCAGUAUGAAGACAUCAGCCACCAGGUCUCGAGCAGUGAUGUCUCUCCGUGUUCUGUGUUGACGGCUGACGAUGACGUCACAGGUCUUUCCACUGACCCCGCCCACUAUCAGCUGCUGUCACAUCUGGGGCGGGGCUUCAAUAACCUCAGUCAGGUGAGCAUGGCGCGUCACACUCCAUCCGGUCGGCUGCUGGUGGUGAAAAACACAAAUCUGGAUGAGUGUACGGAAGAUGAGCUGUUGCAGUUGAUGAACGAGGUUUUGUUGUCCAGGUUGUUUCGACACCCAAAUCUUCUGACGUCCAGACUGGUGUUCACCUCGUGCUGUGAGCUCUGGGUUCUGUCUCCGCUCAUGAGUUACGGUUCUGCAGACUCUCUGCUGAGGGCGUAUUUUCCAGAUGGAAUGAGUGAGUCGCUGAUAGCAUAUUUGCUGUAUGGGGUGUUGAAAGGCCUGGAGUACCUGCACCACAUGGGAUAUGUGCACAGGGGUGUGAAGGCAAGUCAUGUGUUGUUGUCGGCAGAGGGUCGUGUGUGUUUGUCAGGACUUCAGAGUGUGUACAGUCUAAUGAAGGAUGGAAAGAGGACGAGGGUAGUGUAUGAUAUGCCUCAGCACAGUCCGUCUCUUCUGCCAUGGUUGAGUCCUGAGCUACUGAGACAGGAUCUUAAUGGCUAUGGUGUGAAAUCGGACAUCUACAGUCUAGGAAUCUUGGCUUGUGAGCUGGUCACAGGCCGGGUGCCCUUUCAAGACAUGCCGCCUACUCUGAUGCUGCUUCAGAAGUUAAGGGGGUCUCAUUCUUGUCUCCUCGACAUCUCCCCUUACCCACUCGGAGACCUCGGGGCGCUCAAAGUGUCCCGUUCCGGCGUGGAUUCGGGUAUCGGCGAGAGCGUCGCAACUGGAAGUCUGACACGCACGGCCACAGCAGAGAGACCCCAAAGCCCCGGCCCCAAAAACCACUCAGCUACUCUGCACAACCUGGUCGAACUCUGCCUCCAACAACAGCCUGACAGCAGGCCCUCAGCAAGUGCUCUCCGCACCCACCCCUUCUUCAGACAGGUAAAGAAGCACACAAGAGACUCCUUCCUCAGUUUGAUGUAUCCAGCCGUGCCAAUGUCCUGCCCUCCAGACACACCUCCGUCUGAAACCCCAACAAAGACCUGUAACAGCCCCUCUCCCACCAACGAGCCAGAAGAUGAGAUGUGGGACUUUUCCUAACCCCCCUUUAAUUCCAAUUUCACACUCAACCCUAAUAUAGCCUUAUAACACAAUUCCCUUUUCUCCUAAAACAUGGUCUCUUUAAAUAUCGCACAGGUAAUCUUAAAGGGAUGGUUCGUUCGGAAAUGUUAUAUUCAGUCAUCAUUUAUUCAUCAUUUACCCUCUUGUUCGUAACCAGUAAAUGACUCUUUCUUAUGUGGAACACAAAAAAUAUGUUUUGCUAAAUGUGGUCAUACAAUGGAAGCCAACAUUCUUCAAAAUAUCUUCUAUUGUGUUCUGGAGACGAAAGUAAGUCAUACAGGUGUGAAAUGACAUUAGGUUCAGGAAAACAUGAAAACAUUUUUAUUUUGGGGAUAAAUAUCCCUUUAAUUGUCCGCGGAGCUUUUUAGAUAUCUACAAUUAUGAUUUGCUAUGAUUCUUAUCUGCAAAAUUUCAAUGUGCAGUUGUAAAUGUGACCAUGCCUUUACUGAUUUAACCACUUAUCCAUCAUUUAUUGUGUUUAAAAAUGCUUCUACAUUUAGUAUUUCAAGAAUCUGAUAUACGUGUCUAUUAUAAGACUGUAGAUCAGUGGUUCUCAGACAUUUUUGUCAUUAUGCCCCCUUUGUGUAGGGUGCGUUGCUGCUGCCCCCCCCCAAUAAAGACUUAUAAUCUUGUACUUAAAAUUUUAAUAAAAUUUUAAUUAAACCAAAAACAUAUUCACUUAUAGAACUCUGUAACAUCCAUUUAUUAUAAAUUUCUAUAUAUCAUAAAAUGCCACAAAAUCUAUAUCCCCCCGGAUCCAUCUUGGGGCCCCCAGUUUGAGAACCACUGCUGUAGAUCAAUUAUCAUCCAAACCUAUUAUACUGUGCUGUAUUUACUCUCUUUUAGCUGUGCCAAUACUUUCUCAACCAUUAGGAACGUUUUGGUUUGUUAUACUCUGGGAUUUCUUUUGCCUUUACUGAUGGUUUAGAUUCUUCCAUCAUUGGAAUCUGUAGAGACUAGCACACUAACAUUAUCUUACUACUGCUGAAGUAUAUAGUAUGCAUACUUAGAACAGUAUGUAAUUCAUCUGUAUGCACACUGCGUGGAUCACAAUGCAAUAUACCUGAUCUUCCGUUUUCAGUAUGACAAGUGCACCUGACAUAUAUAUACAUACUUUUAUUUUUUUAUAUAUACCUGACAAACAAUGUUUAGGAUCUUACAUUUUUAAGCUCCAAGAUGACAACUAGACACCAUGCGCUGAAUUAAACAUACAUAGCAUAGUACACCAUUGUUUAUAACACAAUUUAACUUUUGUUUUCUAAAGUUGUGUUUCGCUUGCAUUUUUACAGUUUCUUUAUGACGUUUAACAAGCUGAAUUUGAAGAUCACAACAAAAAAAUCCCACAUUUAUACCUUUCGGUAUUAUUACUCGUACGCAGAAAUUACAAGGUACUGCCAUAAGACUGAGCUCAAAACAACAGUUUAACAAAAUCUUUAGAAGUGUAAAUUUGAUCGUUUUUGUAUUUUAUGACUAAUGCUGUCCUCGCGAACCAAGUUCCAGAUGUAGUCACCCAUCAUCUCUUCAUUCCCACGUCCCUCUGCUAAAGAAAUUUCAAGAAUUGUCUGACAGUAACAAUUGGAGAAAAAAAAAAUUAAAUAUGAGAUUUGUUUGACAGUUUUUGUUUAUUUGCAAUAUACUGAUAUAUCAUAAUUAAUUAUAUAAGCCCAAAAUGUGCAUGAGCUAAAUAUACAUAAAAACAUUGAUGCUACAUGAAAUUAAAUAUAAUUGCAAUAAUUAGCACCACAGAAUUGUACAAGAACUAUAAAUAGCAAAAACAUUUUUACACUGUGUGAUUGCACUCUACAUACUUUUUACAUUCAGUUUUUUACGAAAUUGUAUGCAUCAUAUACUGCACAGUAUACUACAAUAAGCAGCACACUUGUAUUCUAUUCCAGGUAUAGCCUUACUUGGAAGUUUGAUCAGACCUUGCUGUUUGAUGUUCAAAAGCAGUCUAUCAGGUCGUGACAUCAAACACUAUAUGUGAGUGAGGUCAUCAAACUGAGCCAUGAGUAUGCAUAUGUGUCAUGUGUUGUUUGUGAAGGACGUUGCCCUGUGCCAGUGAAUUUUAAAGAGUGUCUGUGUACAUAUUAAUGUGUGUGACUGUGAGUAUCUCCGUAGAAACUGCACACAUUUUAAUCCUGUGAAGAAAAGCAAACCAUCAGUGCUGUGCUGUUCCCACCCAUCAAUACUGCCUCAAUAUGCUGUAUGCUCUAAAUGGGAUUUUAAUGAAUCCUGGUUAAACUGAUGAACCGAGCAGCUUUAACUGUGACUGAUAUUCUAUUUGCUGAAGACAUUUUAUGUUUUUUUAUGUUACUUGUAUGAUACAUUUAGACUUAUGAUAAAUAUAUUCUUACCUUGUUUCUUAA